AAAACACAUGACAGGAAUCAGAUGACUAAACUUGAAAACACGUGAAUGUUGUGUGCUGAUAGAGCUGAUAGUAAUUAUUUAAUUAAACAUGUGACACAUUUCUUUUCUGUAAACGCAUACAAUGUUUUAAAAAGUUAAUUGAUCAACAGUAAUGGAAGUUAUCACCUCGUAUUAACGCAUCAACUUAUUGCAAUUGCAAGUGUUGCAAUUGAAUUUCCAAUAUGGGUUGUGUGGAAUCUAGAUAUUGUGUUUCUAAAAAUAAUACUUCCAAAAAAUAUGUGAUCAAGUUAUUAAAAGUUGGAUUACGUCCGGAAGAAGUCGAUCACGUAUGUAAAUUAUUCGGAGAACAAAAAUCUGUCACUAAAAAUGUCAUACGAGAACGAUGGCAUAAAUUCCUAACACCUUUCCUUAUGGACACAUACGAAAGAUAUCUCGUGCAGAAAUCAGACAAGAAGUAUGGAGACGGUACGAUCGAUGCUGUGGCAUUCAGCAUGUUUAUAACAGAUUUUGUCAAAGGCGCUGUAGAAGACAGAGUUACAAUGUAUACUGACUUCUUGAACAAAAACGAAGAGGAAGAAAUAACUAUUGUCGAUUUACAGGAGUAUUUGGUUCAAUUAAUGAAAUCCGUUCUAUUGUUGAUGGACGUUAAGGAUGUAACCCAAUACAAGCAGUGGUCCGAAAGGGGAUUUGUAUUCACCGAUGAUGAUAUUCAUCGAUGGACCGCUGCUACAAUUUUGAAUGUUUAUGAUCUCACUAAAAUUAAUUCAGUAUCCCAAGAUGAAAUGACGUCAUGGAUGACGUUAAAUACAGACGUUGUUUUACUGCAAAAUUUUCUUUUCUAUUCCUUAUACGAUUUGGAUAAACUAGAAAGCGCUAAGAAUGGAGAGCAGCGAAGUAUUCACUGUCCGUUGCCAUAUUUAGAAGUAAAUGUUACUAAAGAAGACUGGAAAGUUAUCAUUAAUAUACCAUUCGUUACGUACAUAAAUAGCCAUUUACCGGCGGAAAACCGAUUUCGAUGGCGCUUGAUAUACUCGGCAGAUAUUAACGGUGAAAGUUUUACCACUUUUCGAUCCUUAAUAUGUAAUAAAGGUCCUUCUGUACUCGUGGUUAGAGAUGGCGACGGGCAUAUUUUUGGCGGAUAUGCUUCAACCAGUUGGCACGUUGGGCCGAAAUUCUUUGGAGAUCAAAGAUGUUUUUUGUUUUCUUUACGUCCUGUAAUGAAAAUAUACCCAACUUUGCCACACAAUGAUCACUUUUUAUAUCUCAACGCAAAUCAAAAAGCUCUACCGAAUGGCCUGGGAAUGGGUGGUCAAUUAGGGUAUUGGGGAUUAUGGAUCGAUGCUAGUUUUGAAUUUGGAUCCUGUAGUCCUAGCUGUUCGACAUAUUCUGGGUAUCAAAUGCUGUCCGGAUCACCAGAGUUCAGAAUUGUCGGUUUAGAAGUUUGGUCUGCCGAAGGAAUGUAUAAUUUAAAUGACGAAAAUGGAAGUACAGGGGAUUCCAUCUCGGAGGAUCAAGAGGGAAGUAUUUUGCAUAAAGAUCCUGGUGCUCGAGCUUUGAUGGAUAUGUUGGGAAAAACUGGCCAAGGAAGAGAUUUCUUAGACGCAUGAAUAUUUUGAAAUGUCGAGAUAUUUUUGUCAAAUUAAUCGUUUAACCACAUUACCUUUUUAAAAUUUAUUGUUUUUUAUCUGUUUUGUUAUUUUAUGUAAAAACGAAGCUUGCAUUCGUUUUUGACAUUGGAGUUGAAAAAUUGAUGCAAUUGCUUGGAAUACCAUUUUAUUGGCGGUAAUACAAUUACCAACCUUUCUGUCGUGGAAAAAUUUCGUUCGUUGGGAAAGUUGAUUCGUUGGAAAAUUUGUGUUUCAACUUCAAGUUGUAUUUAAGAUAAUGUUGCAUGUUGAAUGCAAUCAAACAUUUGUUUAGUUCCUAAAAUACGCGCUAAUUUUAAACAUCAUCUGCGUUGCUUUUAACUAUAUUUUAUUUUUCGUUGAGAAAAAAUUUUACGUCUGAUGUUUACGGAUAUGAUAAUAAAAAAUUUUUUAUUCACUGUUUAAUAA
Planococcus citri (citrus mealybug) is the source of this 2054-nucleotide messenger RNA. Its product is annotated as MTOR-associated protein MEAK7. NCBI's taxonomy places the organism in Eukaryota, Metazoa, Arthropoda, Insecta, Hemiptera, Pseudococcidae. The transcript is spliced from 8 exons. The record is from RefSeq and is a predicted model, not a curated record. Bases 222 to 1607 code for a protein of 461 amino acids.